UUGUUCUGCGAGAGAAGGGAGAGAGAGUCUGACUGGACCCUUUUGAUCCCCCGCGUCAGUCGUCACAAUUUUUCCCAAAAUCGGGCGAAAUAUACAAACGUUUUCCCGCUGGCGUCGGCGUAAAAACUGGGCGAAAAGACCGGUCGGUCGAACGUUCCUCCGGUCUCUCCGGUUCGAGCCUACAUGUUUGCAGUGAGACGGAAGAAGAGCGAACCUCCCCGACCCGGAUUAUUGUUGUUAGCUAGCUAGCCUGCUAGCUAGCCCAAGCUACCUACAUUUAUUUCUACGGAGGAGCUGUGAGAAAAGAGAGGGGGAGCCAGAGAUACAGAACCCGGACCGUUUACAAGCUUUUUUAUUUUCCUUUUUUCAAACAAAAUACCCCGAGCAUUAAGGAGAUGUGAAGUAAGGUCAGACGGCGGCGACACUGAGCAACCUGUGCAUCGACACAACCUCCCGCCCCCACCUUCAGCAUGAAUGGGGAUAUGCCUCAUGUUCCCAUCACCACUCUCGCUGGGAUCGCUAGCCUCACAGACUUGUUAAACCAGCUGCCCCUGCCCUCUCCCCUCCCUGCCACCACCACCAAGAGUCUGCUGUACAAUGGGAGGAUCGCCGAGGAGGUCAACUGCCUGCUGGCCUGCAGGGACGAAACCCUGGUGUCCCAGCUGGCCCACAGUCUCAACCAGGUCUCUACUGAGCACAUAGAGCUGAAGGACAACCUGGGCAGCGAUGAGCCCGAGGGCGACGUGCCGGUGCUGCUGCAGACGGUGCUGUCCAGGAACCCCAAUGUCUUCAGGGAGAAAAGUACGCCCGCCCGAUACAGGGUUCAGGGCGGUAUAAUGCAGCAACCAAUGAUGCCACAGUACAAAAUUACCCAGAAUUCCAUGCAUAACAGUCCGGCGUCAACAAACUACCAGCAAGCCACCAUCUCACACAGCCCUUCCAGCCGCUUCGCUCCACCGCAGACGAGUUCAGGCAACAGGUUCAUGCCCCAGCAGAACAGUCCAGUGCCCAGUCCCUACGCUCCCCAGAGCCCGGCAGGCUACAUGCAGUACCCUCACCCGCCCAGCUACACCCAGCACCAACAGAUCCAGCAAGAGCUUCAUGGCUCCCCACUUGUUUCGGCACCGACUUAUUCAGGAAGCCCCCAGAGGCCGGUGCAGCCCUGUCUGGUGGGGCAGACCCAGCCCUCCCCCCAGCAGAACCCCUCCACCCCAACGUUAGUGUCUGUAACGAGUCCCAUGGUACCUGGCGGCAUGAGGAACAUCCAUGAGAACAAGGUCUCUGGGCAGAUGUCAAGCAACUCGGCCAACCACCACGCGGAGCGACACAGCUCCAAUGAAGAGUUCAUGAACAUUGUUCACAGAAUAGGCAGCGAGGAGAGUGAUCCCUCUAUGAGAAAUACCUCCUUCCCUCUGAGGUCUCCCUCUGUGUGCUCUCCUGCAGGCAGUGAUGGAACCCCUAAAGGAGGGUCCCGCCCCCCGCUCAUCCUCCAGUCUCCGCCCCCAUACACCUCACCCCGGGACGGGCCCCCAGAUCUCCUGCUCGACUCGCCUGACCACAAGAAGAAGCAGAAGAAGAUGAAGGUGGGCAAGGACGACAAGGAGCAGCCGGACAAGUCAGCCUUGUACGACAUUGUGAGCUCGCCCUCCAAGGACUCUACCAAGCUGACACUGCGCCUUUCACGAGUCAAGUCCUCGGAGGCGGACCCGUCGGGCGAGCUGCCGCCUGGUGCCGAGCACGGCUCCGAUCCUGAGGGCGAGCCGCCCUACAACAGCCUGCAGUACCCCGGCGGGCAGCCCCCGCGCACGCCCCAGGACCCGGCGCUGCGGCUCACUGGGCAGUGCCUCGCCCCAGGCGACCAGGCGGGCUACCUCCAGUCCCAGCAGGUGCCCGUGCUUCAGAACACGGGCAUGUCUGCCGGCAAGCAGGCAGUGCCCGGCGGGGGGCCCCUCUCAGCCGGCACCACGCCCUACGAUGAGGUGGAGAUGGACGCGCUGGCCGAGAUUGAGAGGAUAGAGCGUGAAUCGGCCAUUGAGAGGGAGCGCUGCUCCAAAGAGGUGCAAGAUAAAGACAAGCCACUGAAGAAGCGGAAGCAGGACUCGUACCCACAGGAGCCAGGAGCCGGAGGCACCGCGGGCUCUAGUGGAGGGCCCGGUGGUGGCGGGAACGCGGGAAACCGGGCGGCGCCACAGGAGGCCACCUCAGCGGGCAAUGGUGCUGGCCGGCCGGCCCUGAUGGUGAGCAUCGACCUACAGCAGGCGGGCCGCGCCGAGGGCCAGCUGGACCCCUGCAUGGCGGCGCCUGUGCCCGCGCUGGAGGCUCAACGCUGGGCAGAGGAGCCGCGGGAGGGCCCUGCCACCGAGGGCGCUGACACGGCCGGCGUGCUCCGCUUCAAGCCUGAGCAGGACCCCUCGCGGAGGCGGGUGGACGGGGAGGUGCAGAGGGCGGCUGACAGGAGGCCCGAGGUCAUCAAGCAGCGGCUGGACACACCCAAGAAGGGAGGCCCCGAGGUGCCCAGACAGAAGGGCCCGGACGGACACAAGCACGAGCACCGGCGGGACCCCUCUGGCAAGCCACUCAGCACAGAGCGCCGCGCCGACCCGUCCAAGCACCGGCCCGACGGCCGGGGGCAAGACGGUCGCCCCUCCUCUUCCUCGUCCUCCCGGCGGGACGGCCACGACGGCCACAGGGACGAACGGCACAGGGGCAGCAGCGGGGGCGACCCAUCCCGCAUCCGGAGGCCCGAGACGCCGAAGUCCGGCCGGGGCGAGCACGACCCACGGCACGGGCGCGACCGGGACCGAGAGCGCGACCGGGAGAGGAAGCACCGCUCCCCGGACGAGCGCCCGCGCCCCGAUAGCCCGAGAGUGAAGCAAGAGGGCCGGGGUGGGCUGGACCCCAGCGGCCGCCCGCGCUCCGACCGGCCAGGCUUUAAACCACCCGGCCCCGAUGGCGGCAGGAACCGGGCCGACGGCCACAAGCAGCAGCCGGACGGCAAGCCCGGCGAGUUCCCCUCCUACCUCCUCGGGGGGAAGUCAGGGGCACUGCGCAACUUCGUCAUCCCCAAGAUCAAGCGGGACAAGGACGCAAACGCGGCGGCGUCUGACCUCCGCGGGCUGAGCGAGGGCUGGAGCGAGCCGCGGGUCAGGCUGGAGCGCAUCGGGCUGGUGGAGGACCUGAACAAGGGGGCCAAGCCCGUGGUGGUGCUGCAGAAGCUCACCCUGGACGAGGUGCAGAAGUUCAUCAGGGAUAAGGAGGACCGGAAUGCGCGCAGCUCCAAGUCCAGCAAGAACAGGCUGCCCUCAGGGAAAAUGGGGAAAGGUGGCAUCGACCAGUCAGUACUGAAGGAGUUGCCCCCAGAGCUGCUGGCAGAGAUUGAGUCCACUAUGCCCCUGUGCGAGAGGGUCAAGAUGAACAAGCGCAAGCGCAGCACGGUGAAUGAGAGGCCGAAGUACGCUGAGGUUAGCUCGGACGACGACAGCGACGCCACGGCCGAGUCUGCUCGGAAGAGGCACAAGAAGGACCGGGACAAGGCGUGGGAGUAUGAGGAGCGGGACCGCAGGGGCUCCGGAGAGCACAGGAGGAGCAGCGGCUUCCCCGAGGGCCGGCGCGGGUCUGGUAGCCGCUACCGGGACCGCAGCCCCGAAUACUCGGACGAGGAGUCCCCCCCACCCAGCCUGAGUGACAUUGCCAGAAAGAUGAAGAAAAAAGAGAAGCAGAAAAAGAGGAAAGCUUACGAGCCUAAGCUUACACCUGAAGAAAUGAUGGAUUCCUCAACAUUUAAACGGUUCUCAGCCAGCGUGGACAACAUUCUAGAGAAUUUGGAGGACAUGGACUUCACUGCAUUGGCUGACGAUGAUGAGAUCCCACAGGAGCUGCUACUAGGAAAACACCAACUGAACGAGUUGGGCAGCGAGUCGGCCAAGAUCAAGGCCAUGGGCAUCACCUGCAGGCUUCCAUCUGACAAGCUGGUGAAGGUGUUGAACAUCCUGGAGAAGAACAUUCAGGACGGCGCAAAGCUCUCCACACUCAUAAACCACGACAAUGACACAGAGGACGAGGAGCGGCUCUGGCGGGACCUCAUCAUGGAGCGGGUGACCAAGUCAGCGGAUGCCUGCCUGACCGCGCUCAACAUCAUGACAUCACCCCACAUGCCAAAGGCUGUGUACAUUGAGGACGUGAUUGAGCGGGUGCUGCAGUACACCAAGUUCCACCUGCAGAACACCUUGUACCCCCAGUAUGACCCUGUCUACAGGGUGGACCCCCACGGAGGGGGCGUGCUGAGCUCCAAGGCCAAGCGGGCCAAGUGCUCCACCAACAAGCAGAGGGUAAUCGUCAUGCUGUACAACAAGGUGUGCGACAUCGUCAGCAACAUCUCCGAGCUGCUGGAGAUCCAGCUGCUGACCGACACUACCAUCCUGCAGGUAUCCUCUAUGGGCAUCACGCCAUUCUUUGUGGAGAACGUCAGCGAAUUGCAGCUGUGCGCCAUCAAGCUGGUGACUGCGGUGUUCUCACGGUACGAGAAACACAGGCAGCUAAUCCUGGAAGAGAUCUUCACCUCUCUAGCGAGACUGCCCACCAGCAAACGCAGCCUCAGGAACUUCAGGCUGAACAGCAGCGACGUGGACGGCGAGCCCAUGUACAUACAGAUGGUGACCGCUUUGGUCCUGCAGCUCAUACAGUGCGUGGUCCACCUGCCAUCUGACAAGGACACGAACUCCGAGGACCAGUACGAUAACAAGGUGGAUCAAGAUGUUCUGAUCACAAACUCCUAUGAGACCGCCAUGAGGACUGCCCAAAACUUCCUCUCUGUGUUUCUCAAGAAGUGUGGCAGUAAGCAAGGGGAGGAGGACUACCGGCCGCUCUUUGAGAACUUUGUCCAGGACCUGCUGUCCACGGUUAACAAGCCAGAGUGGCCAGCUGCUGAGCUGCUGCUAAGUCUGUUGGGCAGACUACUGGUGCACCAGUUUAGCAACAAGCAGACAGAGAUGGCCUUGAGGGUGGCCUCGCUGGACUACCUGGGGACUGUGGCAGCCCGCCUCCGCAAGGACGCUGUCACCAGCAAGAUGGACCAGCGCGCCAUCGACCGCAUCCUGAAAGAUUCACCUGGCACCGAUGAAACACAGCAGCUGCAGAAGACCCUGCUGGACUACAUGGAGGAGAACGCGGAGACAGACCCAUCGCUUGUCUUUGCGCGCAAGUUUUACAUCGCGCAGUGGUUCAGGGACACCACCACGGAGACGGAGAAGGCCAUGAAGUCGCAGAACCAGAAGGACGAGGACUCGUCGGACGGGCCGCAUCAUGCCAAGGAUGUCGAGACCACGGGCGAGAUCAUGCAGAAGGCUGAGGCGCGCAAGAAGUUCUUGCGCUCCAUCAUCAAGACCACGCCUGCACAGUUCAGCACCCUGAGAAUGAACACUGACACGGUGGACUACGACGACUCUUGCCUGAUUGUCCGCUAUUUGGCCUCUAUGAGGCCGUUUGCACAGAGCUUCGAUAUUUAUUUAACACAGAUCCUGAGGGUCCUCGGGGAGAGUGCCAUCGCCGUCAGGACUAAAGCCAUGAAGUGUCUCUCCGAGGUGGUGGCAGUGGACCCCAGCAUCCUGGCCCGGCUGGACAUGCAGCGCGGGGUGCACGGCCGGUUGAUGGACAACUCGACCAGCGUGCGGGAGGCCGCCGUGGAGCUGCUGGGCCGCUUCGUGCUGAGCCGCCCGCAGCUCACUGAGCAGUACUACGACAUGCUCAUCGAGAGGAUACUGGACACGGGAAUCAGUGUGAGGAAGAGGGUGAUCAAGAUCCUGAGAGACAUUUGCCUGGAACAGCCCACCUUCAACAAGAUCACAGAGAUGUGUGUGAAGAUGAUCCGCAGGGUCAACGAUGAGGAAGGCAUUAAGAAACUGGUGAAUGAAACAUUCCAGAAGCUGUGGUUCACCCCCACCCCCAAUCAUGACAAAGAAGCCAUGACCCGGAAGAUUCUCAACAUCACAGACGUGGUGGCUGCCUGCCGAGAUACUGGUUAUGACUGGUUCGAACAGCUACUUCAAAAUCUGUUGAAGUCGGAGGAGGACGCCUCCUACAAACCAGCCAAGAAGGCUUGUGUGCAGCUGGUGGACAAUCUGGUGGAGCACAUCCUCAAAUAUGAAGAGUCACUCGCAGAUUCGGAGCACAAGGGCGUGAACUCAACCCGCCUGGUGGCCUGCAUCACCACACUGUACCUGUUCAGCAAGAUCCGUGCCCAGCUGAUGGUGAAGCACGCCAUGACCAUGCAGCCCUACCUGACCACCAAGUGCAACACCCAGAGUGACUUCAUGGUCAUCUGUAAUGUGGCGAAGAUCCUGGAGCUGGUGGUGCCUCUCAUGGAGCACCCGAGCGAGACGUUCCUGACCACCAUAGAGGAGGACCUGAUGAAGCUCAUCAUCAAAUACGGCAUGACGGUUGUUCAACACUGUGUGAGCUGUCUUGGGGCAGUGGUCAACAAGGUCACUCACAACUACAAGUUUGUGUGGGCGUGCUUCAAUCGCUACUAUGGUGCUCUGACGAAGCUGAAGACUCAGCACCAGGAGGACCCAAACAGUACAGUUCUGGCUGCCAACAAGCCAGCUCUGCUCCGCUCCCUGUUCACUGUUGGGGCGCUGUGUCGACACUUUGACUUUGACCUGGAGGAGUUCAAGGGCAGCAACAAGGUUAUUAUAAAAGAUAAGGUGCUGGAGCUGCUGCUGUACUUCACCAGACACGAGGAUGAGGAGGUGCAAACCAAGGCCAUCAUCGGCUUAGGCUUCCUGUUCAUCCAGCACCCGAGCCUAAUGUUCGUCCAGGAUGUAAAGGGCCUGUACAACGGCAUCCUGUCGGACCGCCGCAGCUCCGUCAACCUGAAGAUCCAGGUGCUGAAGAACCUGCAGACGUACCUGCAGGAGGAGGAUACACGCAUGCAGGAGGCGGACCGCGAGUGGAAGAAGCUGUCUAAGCAGGAGGACCUGAAGGAGAUGGGUGACAUCUCGUCUGGCAUGAGCAGCUCCAUCAUGCAGCUGUACCUGAAGCAGGUGCUGGAGGCCUUCUUCCACACCCAGUCCAAUGUGCGCCAUUUUGCCCUCAACGUCAUUGCUCUCACUCUCAACCAGGGCCUCAUCCACCCCGUCCAGUGCGUGCCAUACCUGAUCGCCAUGGGAACGGACCCAGAGCCCAGCAUGAGAAACAAGGCUGACCAGCAGCUGGUGGAGAUAGACAAGAAAUACACCGGCUUCAUUCAUAUGAAGGCAGUGGCUGGGAUGAAGAUGUCCUACCAGGUGCAGCAGGCGAUUUGGGCGUCACAGGAUGCCAUCAUCCGGGGCUUCCGGCAGGAUGAGACGCACACGGCACUCUGCUCACACCUCUUCACCAUGGUGCGGGGCAACCGGCAGCACCGGCGCGCCUUCCUCAUCUCCCUGCUCAACCUGUUCGACGACAGUGCCAAGACGGAGGUGAACAUGUUGCUGUACAUCGCGGACAAUCUGGCCUGCUUCCCCUACCAGACCCAAGAGGAGCCUCUGUUCAUCAUGCACCACAUCGAUAUCACGCUGUCCGUGUCCGGCAGCAACCUGCUGCAGUCCUUCAAGGAGUCCCUGCUGAAGGGGCCCCAGCGGCAAGAGAAGAAGAUGCGUGAGAGGAGGUAUGACUCAGAGGAAGAGGAGGAGGAGAAGGAAGAGCGGAGCAGCAGGGACAACAGCAGCGAGGAUGAGGACGAUGAGGUGGUGUGCCGGCCCAAGAAGCCCAAGCGGCCGGCGCCGACCGUCAGCUCCGAGUCAGACUCGGACUCAGACCUGGAGGUGGAGGAUGUGGACAAGGUGAUGCAGCGCCUGCCAGACAACCCCACACCGCUGCUGGACUUUGCCAACGCCUCCCAGGGCAUCCUGCUUCUGCUGGUGCUCAAGCAGCACCUCAAGAACCUCUAUGGCUUCUCAGACAGUAAAAUCCAGAAAUACUCUCCUACGGAGUCAGCAAAGGUGUACGACAAGGCAGUGAACAGGAAGCCCAAUGUGCACUUCAACCCACGCCAGACGUUAGACUUCCUGUCCAACGAUGUGGCCAAUGCAGACCUCACCUACGAGAUCAAGAGGAAGAUUGUCAAACAGUACCUGGAUUUCAAGUUACUAAUGGAGCACUUGGACCCCGACGAGGAGGAUGAGGAAGGGGAAGCGUCAGCCAGUGCCAACGCCCGAAACAAGGCCAUCUCCGCCCUGCUGGGAGGCUCCAGCCCCAAGAACAACGCCCCCGACACGGAGGAUGACGAGAGUGACGGCGACGAGAAAACCCCAGGGUCCUCACGGCGGGCCAAGAAGGGCGCCGACUCGGCGGAGGUGACUGGCAACAUGAACGAGACGGUGGAGGCCAUGGACGUCAUUGCCAUCUGCUGCCCCAAGUACAAGGACCGGCCGCAGAUUGCGCGGGUCAUCCAGAAGACCAGCACCGGCUACAGCGUACACUGGAUGGCCGGCUCCUACUCGGGCACCUGGGCCGAGGCCAAGAAGCGCGACGGACGCAAACUGGUGCCUUGGGUGGACACUAUCAAGGAGUCGGACAUCAUUUACAAGAAAAUCGCCUUGACCAGUGGCCACAAGUUGACCAACAAAGUGGUGCAGACUUUACGAUCACUGUACGCGGCCAAGGAUGGGACUUCCAGCUAAUGAACUCUACCACUUUCUACGACUUCAACCCUCGACAGCCAAACUUCACCGGGAUCCAACCUUUUCUAAAAAAAAAAAAAAAAAAAAAAAAAAAAACAAAAAAAGG
This is a messenger RNA of Megalops cyprinoides (Indo-Pacific tarpon), 8766 nucleotides long. RefSeq names its product NIPBL cohesin loading factor a (gene nipbla). Lineage: Eukaryota; Metazoa; Chordata; Actinopteri; Elopiformes; Megalopidae. The record is from RefSeq and is a predicted model, not a curated record. Gene Ontology annotation, biological process: regulation of gene expression; brain development; establishment of mitotic sister chromatid cohesion. Gene Ontology annotation, molecular function: chromatin binding. The transcript has 48 exons. Gene Ontology annotation, cellular component: Scc2-Scc4 cohesin loading complex. The coding region runs from base 471 to 8660 and encodes 2729 amino acids.